GUGCGCGAGUGAAAAAUUGGGGUUAGUCCUGUUUGUCAGAUUGUUGAAUAAUAUUGAUAUUAAAUCGACAAUUAGGCCUAAAAACAAUCAUGAACGGAUUACUAAAAGUAUCAACUAUUUUGGCGAAAAAUUUCCCGACAACGACUCUGAAUAAAUUAGGUUUACCUCUAAUUGCGAGCCGUCAAUUGCAUUAUGGUCCAGACACGAGAUAUGCAAAAUCAUCGGAUGGUGUUUCGAAGAAUUAUCCUUUAAUUGAUCAUACAUACGAUGCUGUUGUUGUUGGCGCCGGUGGAGCUGGUCUUCGUGCGGCAUACGGUCUUGUUGCUGAAGGUUUUAAAACUGCUGUCAUCACAAAAUUAUUUCCAACGAGGUCACAUACUGUUGCUGCACAAGGUGGAAUUAAUGCCGCUCUUGGAAAUAUGGAGGAAGACAAUUGGCAAUGGCAUAUGUAUGACACUGUCAAAGGAUCCGAUUGGCUUGGCGAUCAGGAUGCCAUUCAUUAUAUGACCCGCGAGGCACCCAAGGCAGUUAUUGAACUCGAAAAUUGUGGCAUGCCAUUUAGCAGGACAACCGAUGGAAAAAUUUACCAAAGAGCUUUUGGUGGACAAUCGUUAAAAUUUGGAAAAGGUGGACAAGCACAUAGAUGUUGUUGCGUGGCUGAUAGAACUGGACAUUCUCUACUUCAUACACUUUAUGGUCAAUCAUUGAGCUAUGAUUGUAAUUAUUUUGUCGAGUAUUUUGCUUUGGAUUUACUUAUGGAAGAUGGCGAAUGUCGUGGUGUAAUUGCACUAUGUUUAGAGGAUGGUUCACUACAUCGUUUUCAUGCAAAGAAUACAGUUUUAGCCACCGGUGGUUAUGGAAGAGCAUAUUUCUCCUGUACUUCCGCUCAUACUUGUACAGGAGAUGGUACGGCAAUGGUGUCAAGGGCAAAUUUACCAAAUCAAGAUCUUGAAUUCGUUCAGUUUCAUCCGACCGGAAUUUACGGAGCUGGCUGCCUUAUCACUGAGGGAAGCAGAGGAGAAGGAGGAUAUUUGAUAAAUAGCGAAGGAGAAAGAUUUAUGGAAAGAUAUGCACCAGUGGCAAAGGAUCUUGCAUCUCGAGAUGUUGUUUCAAGAUCAAUGACAAUUGAAAUUCGCGAAGGAAGAGGUGUUGGUCCGGAGAAAGAUCAUAUUUAUUUGCAACUUCAUCAUUUGCCACCUGAACAAUUACACGCGAGAUUACCUGGUAUUUCAGAAACGGCAAUGAUAUUUGCCGGUGUUGAUGUAACACGUGAACCAAUUCCUGUUUUGCCAACUGUUCAUUACAAUAUGGGCGGUGUGCCAACAAAUUAUAAGGGACAGGUGUUGACUAGUCAAAAUAAUCAAGACAAAGUGGUAUCUGGACUUUAUGCUUGCGGUGAAUCUGCUUGUGCAUCAGUUCAUGGAGCCAAUCGUCUAGGUGCAAAUUCAUUAUUGGAUCUUGUUGUUUUUGGACGAGCUUGCGCAAAAACAAUUUCUCGGGAGAAUAAACCUGGCGAGAAAAUUGGAAGACUAAGUCCGAAUGCGGGAGAAGCUUCUGUCGCCAAUUUAGAUUCGAUAAGAAACGCUAAUGGCUCUAUCGCAACGGCUGAAUUGAGAUUAAGUAUGCAGAAAACUAUGCAAACGCACGCGGCUGUUUUCCGAGAGGAGCAAACCCUUCAGGAAGGAUGUAAGAAGAUGAGUGGUUUGUAUAAGAAAAUGGACGAAUUAAAAGUUGCCGAUCGAUCACUUGUUUGGAAUUCCGAUUUAAUUGAAACAUUGGAACUUCAAAAUCUCAUGAUAAACGCGGUGCAAACAAUUACGGCUGCUGAGAAUAGAAAAGAAAGUCGUGGAGCUCAUGCAAGGGAGGAUUUUAAACAAAGAAUUGAUGAGUAUGAUUAUGCAAAACCUUUGGAAAAUCAACAACCAAAACCAAUUGAUCAACAUUGGAGGAAACAUACUCUAACACACGUUGACAUUAGAACCGGUGAUGUAACAAUCAAUUAUAGACCAGUAAUAGAUGAAACGCUUGACUCUCAGGAAUGUAAAACAGUACCACCUGCGAUUCGUUCAUAUUAGACAACUUGAUAAAUUACGUUUUUUUAUUAAAAAAAAGUUAGUCUAAAAAUUUUUCUUACCCGACAUCUGGUUACAUGAUGUUGUUUGUACGUGCGUCGAAUAUCAACUGCAUUGUGAGUUCAGUUUAAAAAAAAAACAAACUCCGUGCCGACCCAAUUAUUGCUAAACCACCAAUCAUUUCACUAACAAGCAAUGAUUUAAUUUAUUCUCUCGAUUGUGUUUCGUCGUGCACCAAAGUGUAAUCUUGUCAAUGCUUGCGAACGUUCUUUAACGCGUUAUCAAGCUCAAUUAUUUUUCUAGGAUGCUGGUGCUGAGUUUUUUGAUUUUAAAAAUGAUUGGAAAAAAAAUGAUUAUAUUUAGAAAAAAAAAGAAAAAAACACAAAUAAAAGCCCAGUCGAUCUCCGAAAUAAUACGAAGGCUGUAUAAUAUAAGAA
Messenger RNA from Leptopilina boulardi, 2509 nucleotides. RefSeq names its product succinate dehydrogenase [ubiquinone] flavoprotein subunit, mitochondrial (gene SdhA). The transcript is spliced from 9 exons. Gene Ontology annotation, biological process: mitochondrial electron transport, succinate to ubiquinone; tricarboxylic acid cycle. Gene Ontology annotation, molecular function: succinate dehydrogenase (quinone) activity; electron transfer activity; flavin adenine dinucleotide binding. The coding region runs from base 90 to 2075 and encodes 661 amino acids. The record is from RefSeq and is a predicted model, not a curated record. Lineage: Eukaryota; Metazoa; Arthropoda; Insecta; Hymenoptera; Figitidae.